Molecule: messenger RNA, 1095 nt
Organism: Aureobasidium musti
Lineage: Eukaryota; Fungi; Ascomycota; Dothideomycetes; Dothideales; Saccotheciaceae
Source: the annotation of a GenBank genome assembly
AUGUCGGGAGGCUGGAAUACAAUCGAGUCAGACGCUGUGAGUUUAGCAUUUCGUGGUCAAUGUUCUGCGCAUACUAACAAUCGCUCANNGGGCGUCUUCACGUAUCUGCUAGAGAACCUCGGAGUCAAGAACGUUCAGUUCGAGGAGCUCAUCUCAUUAGACGCACAAUCGCUGGGCCAGCUAUCACCGCUUGGAGUCAUCUUCCUCUUCAAGUACAACAAUGAAGGCCGCAAAUCAGACGGUCCACUAGAUGGACAAUUCGACUUCGAAGCAACAUACAACCUGGACGAUGCUGGCAGUGGAGGCGACGGCAAGGGCAAGGUGUGGUUUGCCGCUCAGACAAUUCAGAAUGCCUGUGGUACACAAGCGCUGCUCAGCGUUUUGAUGAACAAGGAUAACGCCGAUGGUGUUGAGUUGGGUCCUCAUUUGACAGACUUCAAGGACUUCACCGCCGGCUUCCCACCAGACGUAUGUGAUUCGCUUCGACAAGCACGGCAGGCAGUCAAGCUGACAACUCCANNGAUUCGUGGUGAAGCUCUUAGUAACAGUGACCUUAUCCGCGAUACUCACAACUCCUUCGCCCGCAGCUCGCCAUUCGUGUCAGACGAGACCCGUAUGGCCACUCAAGACGACGACCUCUUCCACUUUAUCGCAUACACCAGCAUAAACGGCAAACUCUACGAACUCGACGGUCUCCAAGAAGCCCCUAUCAACCACGGUCCUUGCACUCCUACAGACUUCGCNCAAAAAGUCAUUCCCGUGCUCCAACGUCGCAUCGAAAGAUACCCCUCCAACGAGAUUCGUUUCAACCUACUGGCUAUGUGUCAAGAUCUACGUGCGAAGGCACGAGAGUUUGGAGACGAAGAUAUGCUGUAUCGUGAGNNGGAAGAGAAGCGCCGCGCGUGGCAAUGGGAAAAUGCUCUGCGCAAACACAACUUUGUCGGUUUCGUGGGCGAGUUGAUGAAGGGUGUCACUGCUGCAAAGAUUGCAGACGGUUCUUACGAUGCUUGGAUUGAGGACUCGAAACAAAAGACGAAGAAGAAGUUGGAAGAGGGCAAGAAGAAGGGAUACAACCCUGAUGAGAUGGAGAUGUGA